AUGGCGGCCGUUGCAGCACCCACCCCGAAGCUGGAUCGCUACAUUGUCAUCCACGUUGCAACCACCUGUGAUGAGCAUGGCGUCUAUGUCACCAAGGAUUCGGCAGAGGUGAUUGAACUGGGCUGGAUUCUGUUGGAUACCAAGACCUGUGAAGAGUUGCACCGCGAAAGUGUCCUCGUCAAGCCCGUCAAUACGCCCAUUACGCCGCUUUGCACGAGCUUGACUACCCUGACAUGGGAGCACGUCCGCUCCGCAGGAACCUUCCGUGAUGCCAUCUCCCGGCUCGACGCCUUCGCCCAGGAACACCUCACCAGCAAGCACCUGGAGUUUGCUUUUGUGACGCUGGACUCGUGGGAUCUGCGGGUGCAGCUGCCCCGCGAGGCCCGCGACAAGUCCGUCGUGCUGCCGGCAUAUCUGCAACACUCCCGGACCUUUGACCUGCGCACCGAAUAUCAACGCUGGCAAACCCAUCACCCCGAGUCGCUGCCGUUCGGUCCCAGCUCGCUCUCCAACAUCUGUGCUGCCCUCGAGGUCGAGCCCAUUCAGUCCUCCGCGCCCAUCAAGCACAAUCUGCCCUUCCACCUGCAGGCGUUGGCUCCGGCCUCGCCCCGCCGCGCUAUGGAGGAGUCCAUCACCCUGGCCCGCGUGCUUCGCGGUCUGAUCCGCAAGUCGCAGCCGGCCCACGAGCACCCGGAAAUCCUGACCCGUCCCAUGGAUGCCCAUGCCGACGUUCGGGCCUUCCUGUCGGAGCGGAGCAAGGUUCUUCACCUGAGCGGUCUGCCGCAUGAUACCACCCAGUCGGAGUUGGAGAGUUGGUUCACGCAAUUCGGUGGUCGCCCGAUCGCUUUUUGGACAUUGCGGACACCGGACCAGCACAAGCCUACCGGGACGGGCUUUGCGGUCUUCUCGUCGCACGAGGAGGCUGCGGAGAGCCUGUGCAUGAACGGCCGGGCUCUCAACGAGAAGGCCAUUGAGGUUUCGCCGUCCUCGAGCCGGGUUUUGGACCGCGCUGCGGAGAUCCUCACUCCCUUCCCGCCAUCAAAGAACCGACCUCGCCCGGGCGACUGGACGUGCCCGUCUUGCGGCUUCUCCAACUUCCAACGCCGCACGGCUUGCUUCCGUUGCUCGUUCCCCGCCAUGGCUGCCGCUCCCGACCCAAUGGGAUACGGAGCUUACGGCUAUGGCCCGCCCUCGAUGAUGCCUCCUCAUAUGGGCCAUGGCGGCGGCGGUGGCGGCGGUGGACACGGCAUGGGUCACUCUCGUGGCAUGGGAGGCAACGGCGGUGUGGUUCCCUUCCGUGCCGGUGAUUGGAAGUGCGGCUCCGAGGGCUGUGGUUAUCACAACUUUGCCAAGAACAUCAACUGCUUGCGGUGCGGUGCGCCUCGAUCGGGCGCGGCAGUCGUGGCCGACUCGGCCUUCCCAUCGCCUAUGGAACCUCCGUCGGGGUUCAACAUGGGUCCUAACUCGAUGGCGAGCACUCCGGGCCCGGGCCCGUUCGCGUCGACCGCAGGCGGAUUUGGUGGGUUCGGCCAACAGUUUGGCGGCCCUCCUAACAACUACGCUCUGCCUUCCGGCGGACUGGGCAAUGCUCCCGGUGGCUACCCUCCAAUGGGCCAGAUGAACUCUGGAUAUGGCUCAUCCAACACCUCGCACUCGGCCGCCUCGUUCGCGAACCCUGCCACCCAGGCAGCGUUCAGCGGCGCGGACCACCACGGCAUGGCGUCUAACAACGCUUCCUCCAACGGGGCAUUGUACGGCUCCGAGGGUACCGCCGACCCGUUCGCCUUCCUGUCGACUGGUCUCGGCGGCCUGACCGUGUCGGACGACGCGCACUCGCGACGAAACGGCGCCGGUGCCAGCAAGUCGCCCGCGUAA
Molecule: messenger RNA, 1875 nt
Organism: Penicillium riverlandense
Lineage: Eukaryota; Fungi; Ascomycota; Eurotiomycetes; Eurotiales; Aspergillaceae
Product: putative RNA binding protein (Arp)
Exons: 3
Coding region: 1-1875 (624 amino acids)
Molecular function (GO): 3'-5'-RNA exonuclease activity; RNA binding
Source: RefSeq, a predicted model, not a curated record